Molecule: messenger RNA, 2603 nt
Organism: Pleuronectes platessa (European plaice)
Lineage: Eukaryota; Metazoa; Chordata; Actinopteri; Pleuronectiformes; Pleuronectidae
Product: cytadherence high molecular weight protein 1
Exons: 13
Coding region: 179-1750 (523 amino acids)
Source: RefSeq, a predicted model, not a curated record
GUCUGCGAGCGUCCACGCCCCCCUCUCCAAUCUUUCAUCCCUGCGCUCUCAUAGGUUAUUGGCAAAGGUGUCGGGAGAACCGGGGGCUUUAUAAGGAUCCCCCGUGUUCCCUCGGUCCCUCUGCCUGUGUCUUUUUUUCUCUCCGCUUCUUUGUUGUUUCCACCAGCCCACAUCCAAAAUGCCCAGCAAGAGGAAGAAGAACAAGCGCCGCAUGAGGAGGGUGCAAGCCCAGAGGAGAGCCCUCGAAGAGCAGUAUGCAGGCCAGCCACCGGUCAAGGCCGGCCCAGGGAUCGCAGUCGGUGCGCCCCCUGCAGCAAAGCCAGCGGCUAAAGCGCCGAAGCCAGCUCCAGUGAAGAUCGCGGAGGUCGUUCCCGUAGCCGUUCCCAUCCCUGCACCUGUUGUGGAGAUCCCCAAAGAAGAACCAGUUGUGCAAGAACCCGUCGCAGAGCCCGUCCCAGUCCGAGUAGCGACACCAGAGCCCGAGGUUGUGGUGUUGGAACAGACUCCGGAAGUCGCGGUUGAAGUGCCGGCGCCGGUCGUAGAAGAAGUGGCGGUUGUCGAAGAAGCUCCAGUUGUCGAAGAAGCUCCAGUUGUCGAAGAAGCUCCAGUUGUCGAAGAAGCUCCAGUUGUCGAAGAAGCUCCAGUUGUAGAAGAAGCUCCAGUUGUAGAAGAAGCUCCAGUUGUCGAGGCUGUUGCAGUUGAGUCUUCCGAAGUCGCAGCUGAAGUUGUUUGUGAAGCUGAACCCAUCAUUCCUGAAACAGAACCAGUAACUGAGGUUACACCCACAGCUGAGGCUCCAGAGGCAACUCCAGCAGAGGCUGAGCUGCAGUCGGUUGAAGCCACAGUCGUAACCACAGAAACAGUAGAGACGCACGAUGUCUGCGAGGCUGAAACGGAGGUUGCGCCCGCGGCAGAGGAAGUCUCGGUCGAAGUGGCCGUCACAGAAGAAGCCGCCUCAUUAGAGGCCGUAGUGGAGGGGCCGGUGGAGCUGGUGGUAGAAGCACAAGCUGAAGUCGUGGAGAUCGCAGAGACACCCGAACAGAUGACUGAAGCUGUCGUCAGUCCUGCAGCUGAGGAGGACGAAGCUGAAGUAGAAGUGUUGGCUGAAGAAGAGGCACCGGUAGAACCUGCUGAGCCCGUUACAAUCGUAGAGGAUGUUCCUGUAUCGAUGGAAAUCCCAAUGGUUCCAGCCUCCAUGCCCGAGGCUCUGGUGGAAGAAACUCCAGUAGCUGAAGUCAUUGAGGCGCCUGCUGAUGCGUUUGUUGAUGACUUUGUUGUCACAAACUCUGCCAUCGAAGUGGAGGUCGCCAUUGCCGAGUCCGUCGCUGCCCAGGAGGUUGAGGCAGUUGAUGCUCCACUCGCACCAACAGAGACUGAACAGGAAAUUGUGGCCACGAUUGAUGCCCCGGCAGAGCCUAUGGCUGUGACCCCCGCUGAGCCUGAGCCUACACCCGAGGUGGAGGUGGAACUCAAGCCCGAGCCGGUUCUUGAGCCCGAGCCAGUUGUUGCGCUUGAAGUUGAGCCUGAGCUCGCUGCUGCCCCUGAGCUCGCUGCUGCCCCUGCAUUGGAAAUGAUCAUUGAUGCCCUGGUGGAGCAGAAAUGCCUGGAGGAGCUGAAGUUAGAGACGUGUGACAUGCCGUGUCAGAUGCAGCUCACAGUGGACUCUAUGCAGAUCAACACAGCAAUGGAGAUGUCAGUGGAGACAGCGUUGAAUGGACACAUUGUUCCAGAGGUCUCCAUCGAGGGAUAGAAGCCACACAGUCUUUAUUCCCCUUUCGUCAUGUGGAGGACUCAGAUCUCUAAAUGGAGUCAGCCAGCCGUUGAGCUUUUUCAUCUUUUUUUUUUUUUUUCUAGGGCUUGCAACGGAGCCGUCAGGAAAUCGAAGGACUAUCCACACUUUGAAGUGCCUUUCCUGCACUGGUUUCCUGUCAAAACACCAAACCAGAUGCAACAAAACCCCAGAAAUGCUGCAUUUGAGGCAGUAGAACAGACUGUUAUUAGUUUGCAAAAAACGGAAACAACCAUAUCGUGGCUCCUUUAAAAAAAAAUCUGUUUCUCCCCCCGAAGGCAUGUACGGUGAAUUUUGCGCAGCGGAAGCAGACGUUGUUGAGAGAUGGAGAUUCCUAGAGCCAGAUAAAAGGCAGCGCCUGGUAUUUCCUGUAGACUCCUUCCUCUCGAGAACGUCUGCCUCCAUUCUGCAUAUCCACUCGAUGCACGUGAACACUGCAGCAGGGGUGGAAGUGGCUGGUUGGCACUUGGGCCUGUGUUCAUACUUUUCCUGUUGUCAAAUCUCAAAAUCCCAUUUCUUUGCUCUUGACCCGUUAACCUGGAGUCGGAGCUUCGAGCGUCUCCCCUCCUCUGUUCUCCUCUCUGCCUCCUGAGAGCCACUGCUCACAUCAGUCCGAUGCUUAAUGGCUCCAGUGGCCUCUGGGAACUGGCGGCUGUGGAGGGAAGAACUCGAGGUGUUCCCGUUCCCCCCCUCUUCUUUUUUUAAUUUUUGUAUAGACCAUAUGAUGUGAUACAGUUGUGUUCGAAGUCUGUAAUCUGGCUGUUUGAUGGUCUGACUUAAUCCAACUUUGAAAUAAAGCUGUAGUUCAUCGUGA